Molecule: messenger RNA, 2430 nt
Organism: Aphanomyces invadans
Lineage: Eukaryota; Oomycota; Saprolegniomycetes; Saprolegniales; Verrucalvaceae
Exons: 7
Coding region: 59-2317 (752 amino acids)
Biological process (GO): protein sumoylation
Molecular function (GO): zinc ion binding; SUMO ligase activity
Source: RefSeq, a predicted model, not a curated record
GGGCAACAGAACCACCACCGACCCUCUCGACGUGCCCCAACCGCCCUUGGGACGGACGAUGAUCACUCCACCUGUUCCGCUGAGCGCGAUGGGCGACAGGCUAGCAACUCUGAAGGUUCCAGAGCUCAAAGGUCUGGCCAAGAUGAUGUCGCUGAGCAUUUCAGGCCGGAAGCAAGAGCUCAUCAACCGCAUUGUCCAAAAGUGCUCGCAAUUCAAUGCGCUGCAACAAUCGGCAGGUUCCAUGUCCGACUCACAGAGCCAUUUCUUCACGCAGCACAUGGUGAAUGGAUACAAAGAGAUGGAACAAUUGUUGCAGGGGUCGUCCCACUACAUGGUGACGCCGCCGACCGGCAACAUGCGCAUGCUGAAAGCGCCCGCAGUGACUCCUCAGCCAACAAGCGCGCCGAUACCGAACGGAUCGUGGAACAUGGUUCCCAACCAUGACGGGAUCUUAAACUCGACAUUUUUGCUGCAUGCAAACACAUAUACGAGCCGCGGGCAGCCGCCUCAGACAGAUCUUGCCGUCGGGUACGCGCCGGAGCUAAACAACGCACGAUGCUUGUGUCCGAUCAAGGCGACCCAAGGAUCUGCUGUGACCUAUUGCGCCAAGUGCGCCAUGGCCGUACACUCCAAGUGCCAUCAAACCCAGACGAUCGAUACAUGGCAUUGCGAAGCAUGUCGAGCAGCGGUGUUUGAGCCGUUCUUUCACGUGCAUGCGACGUACGGGCACCCCGUGUUCUUGCGCUUUACUGCGUCCGUCCGGCAACAGAUCGUGUACGAAAUCCCUCCAGACGACCUGAUUGCCAUGAAGCGGGCCAAGGGGACAGAGCCUGGGUCGUUGGAGCUCCAGCUGCGGUGCUUUGCGAUGAAGGAGCCUUUGUCGGAAGGCCACUGCUGGCCCACGUGCUCCACCGUCGUCGUGAACGGGUACGCGUGUCCUGUCGUCCAGCGCGCCGUGCCUGGCCAAGCCAAUGCGUCCAAGGUUCUUCGAGAGCAACCGCUCAACCUCCUCCCUGUUUCGCGCCACGGGUCCAACACGAUCGAGAUCCGAACCGCCGACUCGCUGCCGAACGUGUAUGUGUUUGUCAUCCAACGUGUCGAGAAACAAGCUUUGGACCACUUGCUCCAGCAAGUGGUCGUCCAGUCGGAACAAAUCACAUACGAUCAAGCAAAAGCCGACGUGGUCAAGUCGUUUGGCAACGACGACGAUGACAUUGUGGCCACGUGCACGAUGCUGUCGGUGCGAUGUCCGCUUGGCCUUGGCGUCAUCGACCUUCCCGCACGGGGCAUCCACUGCCAGCACCUGCAGUGCUUCGACUUGAAGACGUUUCUCAUGUUUAAUCGAACGGCGCGGUCGCGCGCAUGGAAAUGCAUCGUGUGCCACAAAUUUAUCGCGCUCGACGAGCUCCGCAUCGAUCCGUACUUGAAGAAGCUGCUCGCAGACGUCCACGAUGACGAAGAACUAGAGGAAGUCGAGAUCUUUCCCGACGCGACGUGGCGGAAACGAGUGGCCGACGACAUCAAGCCCGACAAACGCGCCAAACCCACGGACCCAUCGUCCGCGGACGAUAAGCUACCACAGCUGGACAUCGUCCCGAUUGACGUGCUGGCGUCACCCGCCACCGCGCCGGCGCUCGACUCGAUUGACUUGACUCUAUCGUCCGACGAGGACGAGGACCGACCCCUUGUCGACGUCGUCCCACCUCCUACGCAGCAGCCGGCCGACAUGCACUCGAUGUGGAACGCUCCAUCGUCGUGGCGCCACCCCCUCGUGUCUCCGACAUCGCAAUGGCAACCAUCCGCGCCAGUGCCUGCUCGCGCGUUUGGAGGCAUCUUGGACGCAACGUAUGACGAUCCGUGGUCGACCCCGAUCCCUGCGCCUGCCCCGUUUCCAGGCGCGGUCUCGUCCGCGGCAUCGCAUCACCGGUCCCUGCCUCCUCUAAACAGCAAUGCGCUCCCGCCCUCCGCGCACCUCUUUCCCCCCGUGCAACCUCCCGCCGUGACAGGGUUUGCUCCAUUCGACACAUUUGCAGACAAGACUCCCCGGACCCACAACAGCACAGAAAACUCUCUGCACUGGCACGUGGACGGCGGCAAUGGUCUCUACGACAUCCCUGCCAAAGCACGAAAACGAUUGCAUCGAGGCGACCAGGUCCUUCCGCCCCCGUUUCCCGGCAGUGUGUCGUCGCACCCGCUGACCAACGGCGGCGGCGUCAGUAGUUUGAGCAGUAGUUCCAGUAGUAGCCACAUCCACCCCAUGUCGUCGUCAGCGGCGGCCAUGUCGAACGUCAUCUACCUCGACGACGACAGCGACUAAUCACAACCCAAACGUAUUUCAGAGCCAUCCCACGCGAUAUGCUACAACAGGCCUUGCCGCGCCAGAUCUUCGUACGUCUUGCGGUUGAACACGUUUCCCUCCGAGUCUUCAAA